ACUCACUCUCACUCACACAGUGUCUCAUAUUCUUAGAAACGUUUCAUCAUCUUCCAUGGCAUUCGCAUCUUCUUCUUCUCACCUCCGCUCCUCGAUCGCUUCGAUCUCUUCGCGCCGAUAUCCGAAAGAUCAAUUUUCGGUUCCCUCGACGGUUUCGUUCGAGAAACGUUUUCAGAAACAGUUUUCGAAACCAGUUUUCCCGGGAUCGGAAAGGAAUCACCUUGUUUUCCCUCUGGAAGCUUCGAAAGCUGCUUCUCUAGAACUUGGAGAUAAUAGCGUAGAUGUAGAAGAUUAUGAGAAGUUGGCCAGAGAGUUGGAAAAUGCUUCUCCGUUUAAAAUUAUGGAUAAAGCGCUUGAGAAAUUUGGGAACGACAUUGCCAUUGCUUUCAGUGGAGCUGAAGAUGUGGCGUUGAUUGAGUAUGCCAAGCUAACUGGUCGACCCUUCAGGGUGUUUAGUCUCGAUACCGGGAGACUAAACGCCGAAACAUACCAGUUCUUUGAUGCUGUUGAGAAGCACUAUGGCAUCCCCAUAGAGUACAUGUUCCCUGAUGCAGUGGAAGUUCAGGCAUUAGUAAGAGGCAAAGGGCUGUUCUCAUUUUACGACGACGGGCACCAAGAAUGCUGCAGAGUGAGGAAAGUUAGGCCUUUAAGGAGGGCCCUUAAGGGUCUCUGCGCUUGGAUUACUGGACAAAGAAAAGAUCAGUCUCCCGGCACCAGGGCUGAGAUUCCGAUCGUACAGGUGGACCCUACAUUUGAAGGAGUUGAUGGAGGUAUUGGCAGUUUGGUGAAGUGGAAUCCGGUGGCGAACAUGGAAGGUCAGGACAUAUGGAGUUUCCUUCGAGCUCUGAAUGUACCUGUCAAUUUUCUGCAUUCGCAAGGUUAUGUCUCUAUUGGAUGCGAGCCGUGCACGAGGCCAGUGCUGCCGGGGCAGCAUGAGCGGGAGGGAAGGUGGUGGUGGGAGGAUUCCAAGGCCAAGGAAUGUGGCCUCCACAAAGGAAACAUCAAGCAAGAAGCGGCGCCACAGCUAAAUGGAAAUGGAAUUUAUCUCGCAAACGGAAGCCCCACGGCUUCUGCGGACAUCUUCAACAGCCAGAACGUUGUGGAUUUGACUAGAAAAGGGAUUGAAAACCUGGCUAGAUUGGAAACCAGAGGAGAACCUUGGCUUGUUGUGCUUUAUGCACCUUGGUGCCGCUUCUGCCAGGCAAUGGAAGGAUCAUAUGUCGAGUUAGCGGAAAAGUUGGCAGGGACAGGGGUGAAGGUAGCUAAGUUCAGGGCUGACGGCGAUCACAAGGCAUACGCACAGCAAGAGCUGCAGCUCGGAAGCUUUCCCACAAUACUGUUUUUCCCAAGACACUCGUCCACGCCUAUCAAGUAUCCAUCAGAGAAGAGAGAUGUCAGUUCUUUGAUUGUUUUCGUGAAUGCUCUACGAUGAUAGAAUGCCAUCUUUUGGCUAGAUUUAGAAUCAGCAUCAAGUGAAUGGAAACGCUCUUUUUGGGCAUAUUUAUUAUCGCUGGAUAGAGCUUUUGAUUGACUAUUUGCAAUGCUAUAAUAGAGGCACACUAAACAAAGCCGAUAAUCUCGGAUCUUGGUUAGGCGAUCAUCUUAGAUUAGGGAGUUAUGUGUAAUCAUGUGGUACGAAUAUCGUGAGAUCAAUCAUCUUGUCGAUCUCAACACUUCAUGCUUUUGUUGAAUAAAAAUGGGUCUUGCUACAGAUUGUAUAGUUUACUUUGGUCUAUAAGUGUGUGUUACAUAUACACACAUACGUGGGGCUUUCGAUACAAACAACUAGAAAGCCUAAAGAAUGUAACAUUCCAUAAGCCUAAACUAUGUGAUUAAAUAAAUUCUCCUUUAUCCGCUGCGGCCCUGCGGGUGGAGUACUCCG
This is a messenger RNA of Morus notabilis, 1882 nucleotides long. Its product is annotated as 5'-adenylylsulfate reductase 3, chloroplastic. NCBI's taxonomy places the organism in Eukaryota, Viridiplantae, Streptophyta, Magnoliopsida, Rosales, Moraceae. Bases 56 to 1432 code for a protein of 458 amino acids. Gene Ontology annotation, molecular function: phosphoadenylyl-sulfate reductase (thioredoxin) activity. The transcript is spliced from 5 exons. The record is from RefSeq and is a predicted model, not a curated record.